Molecule: messenger RNA, 646 nt
Organism: Orbicella faveolata
Lineage: Eukaryota; Metazoa; Cnidaria; Anthozoa; Scleractinia; Merulinidae
Product: peptidyl-prolyl cis-trans isomerase FKBP1A-like
Biological process (GO): protein peptidyl-prolyl isomerization
Cellular component (GO): cytoplasm
Molecular function (GO): peptidyl-prolyl cis-trans isomerase activity
Source: RefSeq, a predicted model, not a curated record
CGUGGUGUCUCAGCGCACGGAAAGAUUUUCGUUGUGGAGCUGAGAGAUCGAACGCCAAAUCAUGGGAGUUGAAAAGGAGACAAUCAAAGAGGGUGGUGGAGCUUCUCCUAAGACAGGGCAGACAGUCGUUGUCCAUUACACUGGAACGCUAACAGACGGCAAAAAGUUCGAUUCUUCAAGAGAUAAAGGGAGACCUUUUCGCUUCAAGCUCGGUACGGGCCAAGUCAUAAAAGGUUGGGAUGAAGGUGUAGCAAAGAUGAAAGUAGGCGAACGAGCAAAACUGACUUGCUCACCUGAUUAUGGUUAUGGGCCCCAGGGCUACCCUGGUGUUAUCCCUCCCAAUGCCACUUUGGUGUUUGAUGUGGAGCUGCUCGGUAUUGAAUGAGGGGUCGAUGAGCAUUUCCAUCACAAUUUCUUUUCUUUUUUGUCAUAGCUCACUCUAAGAAUCAAUAUUGUAUUCAUUUGGAUUAGUUAGGUUAGAUCAAUUGAUGGGAUCAUAUAAUAACUCACGUGCAAGACGUGCUGCCCUCAAGUGAUCAUUCCAUUGUUAAUUCAAUUUUUUUUUUUGUAAUUUGAAAUUAUGUAACAGUGUUUUUUGUGAUUUUUGAAUAAAGGCAAGCUCUGGUAAUCAAAACUGUGAAUGAAA